Messenger RNA from Cuscuta campestris, 666 nucleotides. Lineage: Eukaryota; Viridiplantae; Streptophyta; Magnoliopsida; Solanales; Convolvulaceae. The record is from the annotation of a GenBank genome assembly.
GGGAUGGGCCGGCCUAGGAUAUAAACCGGUUUUUUAUAGCUGGAGAUACAAACCGGGUUGAUCUAUAGGUCAUAAGUUAGGGCUACAUCGAGAGAUUCUUCCCCAAUUCUCAUCCGACGCAACAAUGGCAAAGAACAGAAACAAGAAGAAGAAAAAUGGCGUUGCUCCGAUGGAUCUCGCCGGAAACCAGACGGAGAAGGUCUUUCAAGGUGUCUCAGACAUGGAUACUUCCGAGGCCGCUGCUCCGACGCCGUCCGCCACCGCCAUCCACACAAAGGUUAAGAAUGUGCAAAUGAAAAGGAAAAAGAAUGCCCGAAAGAAGAAAGCGAUAGCCAAAGCCGUAGCAAAAAGAGAGAAAUCAGAGGAAAAAGUUUUGAAGAGCGAAGUCAAGUUAAAGAGAAUUCGAUUCGCCAAAACGCUGUACGACUAAAAUUUACUCCGAAUAUAUAUAGGCCUUUUCCAUUUUGUAAUUGUGAAAUGUGUUCACCCUUUCUUUAUUCAACUCUUAUUUAUUUAGCCAAAUAUUUUUGGCAUUGGGGCUGGAUCUCAGGCGAGUCAAAUUAUCUGAAUACAAAAUAUCUGCCAUUAGUAGUACAAUUGGAGUGGUCAGUGGUCUAUAUAGUUUGCCUAGUUAUGAGUUUUGGGGAAUGAAAAUUGUUUCGUUUG